UGUGGGAGGACCACAAUCACAACUGCCCAGGGAGGGGAAGGCAGAGGUUGCAACUGUCGGCGGCCCCCAGUCUGCGGGGAGGAGGAAGUAGGAAGAGGGUGGCAGCCGAGUUUGACUUCGGCUCCUUUGGCGGCGCGACCCAGGAACCAGCAUUGACUUCAGGGAGGAUUAUUUGAGCAAAUAGUCUUCCAUCAUAGAGAUGUCCAGCUCACUGCUGUCCAAGAAACGUCGAAUAUCUGGACCUGAUUCAAAGCUGGGUUCUAACUGCUCUCCUACCUACUCUGUGAGGUUUGAAGUGCCCCCAGGACCAACAAACGGAAUGCCAAAAAACAGUGAAACAGACAUAGAUGAAGGUCUUUACUCCCGUCAGCUGUAUGUAUUGGGUCAUGAAGCAAUGAAGCAUCUCCAGACAUCCAGUGUGUUAGUAUCAGGCCUACAGGGCCUAGGUGUGGAAAUUGCCAAGAAUAUCAUCCUUGGUGGGGUCAAGGCUGUCACCCUUCAUGACCAGGACACUGCUCAAUGGGCUGAUCUCUCCUCUCAGUUCUACCUGCAUGAGGAGGAUAUUGGUAAAAAUCGAGCUGAGGUAUCUGAACCCCGACUUGCUGAACUUAAUAGCUAUGUGCCUGUCAGCACCUACACUGGACCCCUUGUUGAGGACUUCCUUAGUGAUUUUCAAGUAGUGGUCCUUACCAACACUUCUUUGGAGUACCAGUUGCAGGUGGGUGAGGUCUGUCACAGCCGUGGAAUCAAGCUGGUGGUGGCAGACACUCGAGGACUGUUUGGGCAACUUUUCUGUGACUUUGGAGAGGAAAUGAUUCUUACAGAUUCCAAUGGGGAACAACCACUUAGUGCUAUGGUUUCCAUGGUUACCAAGGAUAGCCCUGGAGUUGUUACCUGCCUGGAUGAGGCCCGUCAUGGAUUUGAGAGUGGCGACUUUGUCUCUUUCACAGAAGUACAGGGCAUGAGUGAACUCAAUGACAUCCACCCCAUAGAGAUCAAAGUCUUGGGUCCCUAUACCUUUAGUAUCUGUGAUACUUCCAGCUUCUCUGACUAUAUCCGUGGAGGCAUUGUCCAUCAAGUCAAAGUGUCCAAGAAGAUUAGUUUUAAAUCCUUGUUAGCCUCACUGGCAGAGCCAGACUUUGUGAUAACAGACUUUGCUAAGUGUUCUCGUCCUGCUCAACUGCACAUUGGUUUCCAGGCCCUACAUCAGUUCUGUGCACAAUAUAGCCGACCUCCUCGACCCCACAAUGAGGAGGAUGCAGCAAAACUUGUGACCUUAGCACAAAUUGUGAAUGCUCAAGCCCUGCCUGCAGUCCAGCAGGACAAUCUUGAUGAAGACCUCAUCCGGAAGUUGGCAUAUGUGGCUGCUGGGAAUCUGGCACCCAUAAAUGCAUUUAUUGGGGGAUUGGCUGCCCAAGAGGUCAUGAAGGCCUGUUCUGGGAAGUUUAUGCCCAUUAGGCAGUGGCUGUACUUCGAUGCUCUUGAGUGUCUCCCUGAAAACAGAGUGACCUUCAUGGAAGAAAAAUGCCUCCCGCGCCAAAAUCGUUAUGAUGGGCAAGUGGCUGUGUUUGGCUCAGACCUACAAGAGAAACUGGGCAAGCAAAAGUAUUUUCUGGUAGGUGCAGGUGCCAUUGGCUGUGAGCUGCUCAAGAACUUUGCUAUGAUUGGUCUAGGCUGUGGGGAAGAUGGUGAAAUAACAGUUACAGACAUGGACACCAUUGAAAAGUCUAAUUUAAACCGACAAUUUCUCUUCCGCCCAUGGGAUGUCACGAAAUUAAAGUCUGACACAGCUGCUGCAGCUGUGCGUCAAAUAAAUCCAAACAUUAGGGUGAUUAGCCAUCAGAACCGUGUGGGCCCUGACACAGAGCACAUUUAUGAUGAUGACUUCUUUCAAAACUUGGAUGGUGUGGCCAAUGCCUUGGACAAUGUGGAUGCCCGCUUGUACAUGGACCGCCGCUGUGUAUAUUACCAUAAGCCAUUGUUGGAAUCAGGCACACUGGGCACCAAGGGCAAUGUGCAGGUGGUUAUUCCCUUCCUUACAGAGUCAUACAGCUCUAGCCAAGACCCACCUGAGAAGUCCAUUCCCAUUUGUACCUUGAAGAACUUCCCCAAUGCCAUUGAGCAUACCCUACAGUGGGCCCGGGAUGAGUUUGAAGGCCUGUUCAAACAGCCAGCAGAAAAUGUCAACCAGUACCUCAUAGACCCCAAGUUUGUAGAGAGAACACUGCGGCUAGCAGGUACCCAGCCUUUGGAGGUCCUGGAGGCUGUGCAUCGCAGCCUAGUGCUACAGCGGCCACAGAUCUGGGCUGACUGUGUGAUUUGGGCCUACCGCCACUGGCACAAUCAGUAUUCUGACAAUAUCCAGCAGUUGCUGCACAACUUCCCUCCCAGUCAGCUCACAAGCUCCGGAGCAUUGUUCUGGUCGGGGCCCAAACGCUGCCCUCAUCCGCUUAUCUUUGAUGUCAACAAUUCUCUCCAUCUGGACUAUGUGAUGGCUGCUGCCAACCUGUUUGCCCAGACAUAUGGUCUGGCAGGAUCUCAGGACCGAGUUGCAGUGACCUCACUCCUGCAGUCCCUUCCAGUCCCCAAGUUUACUCCCAAAUCUGGCAUUAAAAUCCAUGUUUCUGACCAAGAGCUGCAGAGUGCUAGUUCCUCUGUUGAUGACAACCACCUGGAAGAACUCAAGGCCACAAUCCCCAGCCCAGACAAACUCCCUGGAUUCAAGAUGUAUCCCAUUGACUUUGAAAAGGAUGAUGACAGUAAUUUCCAUAUGGAUUUUAUUGUGGCUGCAUCUAACUUGCGAGCAGAGAACUAUGAUAUUUCCCCUGCAGACCGACAUAAGAGCAAGCUUAUUGCAGGGAAGAUCAUCCCAGCCAUUGCAACAACCACAGCAGCUAUAGUUGGCCUUGUGUGUCUGGAGCUUUACAAGGUGGUGCAGGGACACCAGCAGCUUGAGUCCUAUAAGAACAGUUUCAUCAACUUAGCCCUGCCCUUCUUCAGCUUCUCUGAGCCCCUUGCACCACCCCAUCAUCAGUACUAUAACCAUGAGUGGACAUUGUGGGAUCGCUUUGAUGUACAAGGUCUACAGUCUAAUGGGGAGGAGAUGACCCUCAAGCAGUUCCUAGAUCACUUUAAGACAGAGCACAAAUUGGAGAUCACCAUGCUGUCCCAGGGAGUGUCCAUGCUCUAUUCAUUUUUUAUGCCGUCAGCCAAACUUAAGGAACGAUUGGAUCAACCGAUGACAGAGAUUGUGAGCCAUGUGUCAAAGCGAAAACUGGGCCGCCAUGUGCGCACCCUGGUUCUUGAGCUGUGUUGCAACAAUGAGAGUGGAGAAGACAUUGAGGUCCCUUACGUACGAUACAUCAUCCGCUGAUUCCUGGUUACCCCAUUACUCCAAUCUCACCAGUCUAUUUCAAAAUCUCUAAUUUUGAUAAAGACUGAGCCUUACUAGGCUCAUGUCUUACUUGUUUCUAAGAACU
This is a messenger RNA of Urocitellus parryii (Arctic ground squirrel), 3479 nucleotides long. Its product is annotated as ubiquitin-like modifier-activating enzyme 1. Gene Ontology annotation, biological process: protein ubiquitination; ubiquitin-dependent protein catabolic process; DNA damage response. Gene Ontology annotation, cellular component: SUMO activating enzyme complex; nucleus; cytoplasm. The record is from RefSeq and is a predicted model, not a curated record. Gene Ontology annotation, molecular function: ubiquitin activating enzyme activity; SUMO activating enzyme activity. NCBI's taxonomy places the organism in Eukaryota, Metazoa, Chordata, Mammalia, Rodentia, Sciuridae.